Lycium ferocissimum is the source of this 501-nucleotide messenger RNA. RefSeq lists its product as uncharacterized. Gene Ontology annotation, biological process: DNA integration. The record is from RefSeq and is a predicted model, not a curated record. Lineage: Eukaryota; Viridiplantae; Streptophyta; Magnoliopsida; Solanales; Solanaceae. Gene Ontology annotation, molecular function: nucleic acid binding. The transcript is spliced from 2 exons. The annotation marks the transcript as partial.
AUGGUAACAAGCAUAGUUCCAGAAGAUAUCAAAGCUUACAUAAAGAAGAAAUUCUUGCGGGAUGCUCGGCAGUACUAUUGGGAUGAACCUUAUUUGUUCCGAACAUGCGCUAACAACAUCAUUUGGCGUUGUGUUCCUGAAAGUGAAGUGAUGGCGAUUCUAAAGGCGUGCCAUGACUCUCCGUCGGGGGUCAUCAUAGUGAGGCAAGGGAAUAUAGGCAGAAGGCAAGAGAUGCUUAUGAAUUUUGUUAUGAAGGUAGAAGUGUUCGAUGUCUGGGGACCCUUUGUGAGUUCGGGUGGCAUGAAAUACAUCUUGGUUGCUGUGGAUUAUGUGUCAAAAUGGGUAGAAGCGGUGGCUUUACCUAAUAACAAGGCCAAGAGCAUUAUGGGGUUCCUCAAGAAGAACAUAUUUACUCGCUUUGGUACUCAGAGGGCUAUAAUCGGCGAUGGUGGAUCCCACUUUUGUAAUAGAGCCUUCGUAGGAUUGAUGGAGAAAUAUGGU